AUGAAGGAAAUGUACAGUGCGAUCCAGCUGGAUGAGGUAGGAUUAAAGUUUAAGAUGAGCAAACCAAGCUAUAAUCUCUCACCUCUUGAAAUAAAAUAUGCAGACGGAGUGCUGGAAAUCCCACGCUUUCAGUUAGACGAUACCACGGAGAUUUAUGCUCGAAACCUUGUUGCCUUGGAGAAAUGUCACUAUCCUAAAGAUGAGGCAUAUAUUACUGAUUACUAUACCCUGUUAGGUUUCCUUAUCAAAACAGGCAAAGAUUUGGAUGUACUUGUACGAGAGCAGAUCAUCGAUAAUUGGCUGGAUGGUGUCGUGGCAACUUCAUUGAUCAACAAGCUGUCCGGCGAAAAAUGUUUGUAUAUCAAAAUGAACUCUUAUUAUCGCAAGAUGGCUGAAGAGUUGAACGAAUUCUAUAAUAAUCCCCGAAGCUCAUCCCCUUGA
Molecule: messenger RNA, 441 nt
Organism: Juglans regia (Persian walnut)
Lineage: Eukaryota; Viridiplantae; Streptophyta; Magnoliopsida; Fagales; Juglandaceae
Exons: 1
Coding region: 1-441 (146 amino acids)
Source: RefSeq, a predicted model, not a curated record